Molecule: messenger RNA, 599 nt
Organism: Amblyraja radiata (thorny skate)
Lineage: Eukaryota; Metazoa; Chordata; Chondrichthyes; Rajiformes; Rajidae
Product: 33 kDa inner dynein arm light chain, axonemal-like
Exons: 3
Coding region: 39-374 (111 amino acids)
Cellular component (GO): axoneme
Molecular function (GO): dynein heavy chain binding
Source: RefSeq, a predicted model, not a curated record
UGAUUAGACAUAUCACCAUCAACUGCCCAGAACGUGGGAUGUUGCUUCUUCGAGUUCGUAAUGAGAUUCUCAUGACCUUUGCGGCGUAUGACACCUUGUAUGAAAGUAGCGUUGCAUUUGGGUUGAGGAAGGCUCUUCAAGGAGAUCUAGAAAAAAUUCUACUGCGCCAACAGAUUGAAGCACUUAAACAAGAAAUAACCAAAGUUCAAAAUGAACUCAGUGAAAUGAAAGCUAAAUAUGAUGCAGCCGAGAAACGACAUGCAGAAAGGAAAGAGCUCGAUGUCAAGAGACAUUCAGAAGAAAUUGUUACUCUUAGAAAGAUCAAUCAACAAUUAAAGCUGCAACUUGAAGGUGUCAUUACUUACAGGAGAUGAACUGCACCUGUUUUAUUACUUACAUGGAGGAAUGGCAUUUUGAUGUAUGCUUUCCUUAGCAGUAUUGUAACAAUGCCUUGUGUGCUUAUGUGCAGAUCCCAUGCCUUAAACCAUCUAAAUUAUUAACAAAUACAAAGGUAAUUAUUAUAAAUUAGUGGAUAUCCACAAAUGUAAAGUAGAUAUUCUCUGAAUGUUAAUGCAUUAAUCUAUAAUAAAGGAAUGUCU